Molecule: messenger RNA, 1287 nt
Organism: Entamoeba invadens IP1
Lineage: Eukaryota; Evosea; Mastigamoebida; Endamoebidae
Product: threonine dehydratase catabolic, putative
Exons: 1
Coding region: 1-1287 (428 amino acids)
Biological process (GO): L-threonine catabolic process; L-serine catabolic process
Molecular function (GO): threonine deaminase activity; L-serine ammonia-lyase activity
Source: RefSeq, a predicted model, not a curated record
AUGUCAGACAUUGUAGUCCCAGUUGCUGCUGCACUCCGCUCACCCUCGUUUUCCGAAAUUAUGACCAACGACGAAACACCUCUCGAACAAAUCUUCUUGUCCGAUGUCUUCGCCGCUAAAAACUUUUUGAACCCAAACAUCCACCACACUCCUUUGGAAUCAAACGGCUCAAUCUCUGCCGACAUCGGAAUCGACACAUACCUCAAACUUGAAAACAUGCAAAAAAGUGGCUCUUUCAAAGUGAGAGGUGUCAUGAACAAAUUCAACGCACUCACCAUCGCAGAGAAGAAGCGCGGAGUCAUCUGCGCUUCAUGCGGAAACCACGGUCUUGCGGUCGCGUUCUGCGCAAAGACCUUAGACGUUCCGGCCACCAUCAUUUGCCCAUCGUUCACAUUCCCAAGAAGAGUUGAGACGAUGAAACGAUAUGGAGCCACCGUCGAAUUACACGGAAAUACAACUGAAGAAGCAGAGGCAUACGCUAAAAAGAUGUCUGAAGACAAGAGACUUGCUUACAUCGAAGCUAGAGACGACGUUUCCAUCAUUGCUGGUGAUGGGACCAUUGGUCUUGAAAUUCUCAAAGACUUACCGGAGGUAGAUGCUAUCAUAGUACCUGUAGGAAGUGGUUCUUUGAUAUGUGGUAUUGGAUUAGCAGUUAAGACUAUGGAUCCUCGUGUGAAAAUCUAUGGUGUUCAGAGCGAGAAAGGGUCAUCGGCGUAUUUGUCGAAGAAGCACCACGUCAUCUGCAGAACACAUCAAAAUGAAGAGAACGAGUUGACGGACGUGGUCAAUUCCAUUGGUCGAUUAACACUGAAAAUGAUUGACUCGUAUGUUGAUGAUAUCAUCACCGUCAACGAAAGUGAAAUCACAAAGGCAAUGAUGUUGAUGAUGGAAAGAAGUAAAGUUAUUGCCGAGGGUGCGGGUGUCUUGUCUAUUGCUGGAUUAUUAAGUGGAAGACUUCCUAUUGAGAAAGGACAGAAAGCUGUUUGUAUAGUUUCUGGUGGAAAUGUUAAUAUGCGACUCCUUAAUAACAUCAUCGAUGUCGGACUCAUCAACUGUGAGAGAAGCCUGAGAUUCGACAUCUUGUGCCCCGACUCUGGAGAUGUCUUGAACGACAUUGUCUCCAUUGUCGCUGAACAAAAGGCACAGUUGUACGAUGUACAAGUCAAAAAGAAUGCCGGCAUUGGAAUGUGUAAUGUCAGAUUAGUUGUUGAAGUAGCAGAUGGUGUUUACAAGAAGAGACUCGAAGAUGCACUCAAAGAGAAGGGAUAUCAGCCAGUCUUUAUCUAA